Messenger RNA from Cotesia glomerata, 2340 nucleotides. RefSeq lists its product as uncharacterized. Bases 191 to 2140 code for a protein of 649 amino acids. Lineage: Eukaryota; Metazoa; Arthropoda; Insecta; Hymenoptera; Braconidae. The record is from RefSeq and is a predicted model, not a curated record. The transcript has 3 exons.
AUUCAAAACUUUCAACUAUUUUUUGGCAGCAAGUGUUUUAACGGUUAUUAACGGCGUAAUUGAGAAACAAAAGGACGGAGCAACGACGUAAGUAAGAGCUAGGAAAAUUAUCUAAAGCUUGUGGGAUGUUUAUAAUAUUUGCAUGAAUUAUUAUUAAUAAAAAGAAGCUAAUAACAGACAGUACUAAUUAAUGAUGGAUUGUCAUUUGGAUUUUAAUAAAAAAUUAAUGGCUAUUAAAGUCGAGCAUGAUGAUGUUUGCUAUUCAGAAGACGCUAAUGAUGUGAAACCGAGAUUAAAAUUUAAUAAUUAUGCUAAGUGUGGAAAUAAGUGCUUUGAUAUCGUUGACAAGUGGGUUAAUAAGGCUAUUGUCAAAGUUCCAACAGGUGAUAAUUGGCACAAUAUCAUUCAAAGGGAAAUCGCGCUGUUGAAAGUGAGAUACCCUUUCUUGACGGAGAAACAACUCAAAGGAAAAGCUCUGGUUAAAUUUGGAAUUCCUUGUUCUAUGGGAAAUAUUAUAAGAACCGGCGAGAAAAAAGUCACAGGUACGCUAGCCGAAGAGCUAUUGAAGACCCGAGAAAGAAAAUCCCGGAUUCCAGCACCGUUCAAAUUCGUCAAAAAACUGAACCCUUUUAUCAAAAAAUUAAAGUCAUCUUCUCCAUCAAAAAUAGAAGAUUACCUCAAUUCAACAACUUGUGAAAAAAAAUUUACCGAAAUGACAACAGUACCUUCAACUCCAAAGAAAGUUUACCGACUAUACGGACUGCGCAACCCUUAUUACUCCGACACCAAGGAGAAUUCUUGUCCAUCUACUCCCAAGAAGCGUAAGAUUUUCGACCCUGAAACUUACACGUGGACAGAAAUCAAUGAUGAUCAUCAAACUCCUAUUAAAAAACGCAAAUUAAACCGAGGAAAAUCAAGUAGAAAAAAAAUUAAGUAUCCUUUUUCUGGAAUAGGAGAAAGUGAUGAUGACGUUGCUUGUGAAUCCUCUCCGAGGUCAGAAGGAGGUUGGUCACAAUCUUCAAUAAGAAGAGAAUUGGUAGAGAAGCUUAAUAAAUAUCCCUUUGUUAAAUUGGACGAAUGUAAUGAAGACAAUGCUUCUCCUUCUAAAUCAUCUCCGCGAUCGGAAGGAGGGUGGUCAGAAUCUUCAAUAAGAAGAGAAUUGGUGCAGAAACUUAAUAAAUAUCCUUUUGCUAAAUUAGGUGAAUGUAAUGAUGAUAAGCAUGAGAAUGAAUUUGAAGAUUCUGAAGAAGUUCUUCAAGAAAAAUCAAGUCAAAAAAUUCUUCCAAGUUUAGAAGCUUCAAAAAUUGAUGAUAAUAUUUCUUCUCCAGCUUUGACAGAAUUUAUACCGACUCAAGGAUCUUCUCAAAGCCAAGGAAACUUAACGUAUGAUAUAAUCACUCCUUCGCCUAAUAUAGAAGAAUAUUUACCGACUCCAAUUAAUUCUCAAAGUCAAAAAGAUUCAAUAAUUGAUAUUAAUAAUAUAGAAAUUUCUCCACCAUCGCAAUCAAUAGCUUCGCAAGAUUAUUUUUAUCCAGCUGGUCAAAAAUAUCGCGAGCCUGUUUCACUGUCUGAGUUUAAUUCAGUACGUAGAUCCUUUGAGAGGCUAAGUUUCAAUGAAAGUGACUCGGAGAUUCCUUCUGGAGGUUUUAGUCAAUGCUCAAGCAUUGAUUCAAAGGAACCUUUUCCUACUCCAAUUUUCAACCGAUUUUUCAGUAGUCUUGAUCAUGAUUACGCUAAAAUUAAUGAUACUCAGCUACUUACUCCUUUUUUAGACUCACCAAUAAAUUCUCAGGCAGGUCCUGUAGAGCGGUCGGGUUUUAAAAAUGAUCCUUUGGAUUUGAGUAAGAAAUUUGAGGUAGAAAUAUUUACUCCUCUGUCACAAAGUUCGCAAUUUAGUUUUUUUCCAACGCCAAUUUUUCCAAAAUCUUUUGGAGAAAAUGAAUUUAGCGACAGUUCUGAGUCAUCUCCGGUAAAAUUGCUUUCUAAUUGCUGUGAUGAACUUAGUGAAGGCUGGAAGAAAGUUCCUCCGAGUUUUAUUGUUCCUGCAAGCACUGAUAUUAGCGAAAAAUUGAAGACUGUUUCGAUGAAGGAGAUUAAAGAACAGGUUCGGGGAGUUAUUAACUUCCUUGACGGCGCUUAAGCCGGAUAUAUGAUUUAAAGUAUUUAUUUUUUUUUUAUUACUCUGACAGUUUUUUUAGACAGUUUUUCGUUUUAUUUUUUUAUUUAACGUGUUUAAGCGUAUAGAAUACGCAAGAGGACAAAUGUUUUGUUAAAAAAAAAAGCAUGUUAUUAUAUUCACUAAAAAUGAAUUUUAUUUGAUUGAUAAUUUUUUCAAAAUUU